This is a messenger RNA of Periconia digitata, 2160 nucleotides long. NCBI's taxonomy places the organism in Eukaryota, Fungi, Ascomycota, Dothideomycetes, Pleosporales, Periconiaceae. The record is from the annotation of a GenBank genome assembly.
ACCUAUACCUUUACUUUGCAUAUGGCGCGCUUGAACGAGCCGCCUGUUGCGCCCGUCCCUUCAACGGACACCCUCGAUGCUGUCAAACGCCGAUAUCUGAGGCAAAACAGGGAGCUUGCGAAGACAAAUUCACAGCAGUCCAUGCGUAUCCGCACGCUUGAAAACGAUGCAUCCCGUCUUCUGGCCGAGAAUCUGUCUCUCCGAGAACAAGUCCUACAGCUCCAAAGCGCACUAGAGGCGCAAGCUUACCGUCCUUCGUUUGAGGUUAUUGAUUCAAUGAAGACACAACUCGAAGCAAAAUUGCAAGAACUCGGAGGCUUAGUCGCCGAGUUUGGCCAGUUAAAGAAGAAAGAUGACGGACUACCGCGAUGCAAGAGUCAGACCGCCGCUACAAGAAGAAGUCCGGACGAACGCCAAUGGAGGAGUGGUUUGGGAUUGCAAGAAGUGGAGAACGCAAUGUUGCCGACUAUCAACGAGGACAAGCACUAUCCAAGGCAAACAAUGAAUGCGGACGAGCUGAGGAAUAUACUAGACGCUCGCGACAGUCAAAGCCCGGACAUUGGGCCCCCGCCGAUUUCACGAUUUGACGAGCAAGAGCCGAUUGCGUUUGAUCCCAGUACAUCCCCAGAGGAACGGAAGCUUCAGUCUGUCGAGCCGCCGGAGCCUUCCCUGCCAAUCAAUCUUGAGACUAGGAGGAAAAGACGGGAAAGCGGUCCACGGCUGGAUAUCUCCCGAGCUUCAGUCCUCGAAUCCACCCACGACGGAACCGAGAAAACGAAUGCAACGGCGGUGCGCGUGGGCGCAAAACGCAAGUUCAGUGUCCAGGAGGAUGAAGAGAAGGCCAGGCCUCCGUCGGAGUCCUUCAGGUUUAGCCGCCGGAAUGCUUCAACGACAGAGGAAUCAAAGCCGAUCGAUAAUUUCAAGCCAUCAUCACCUGAAAGGCCCGCAUUGAGUAGUAAACCCGUCAAUACCGACCCGGUCCUCUCCCCUAAGAAGCAACGUUCCUCUGCUUCAGAGAAGUCAGAGAAGAAACCUUUUCCGAAGACCAGCCGAAAUCGCUUGACCAUCACUCGUGACAUGCAACCGGAAUUACCGCCUGUGGAAAUGCCUCCACCAAUUCCACUUGCUGAGGUCACACUUGAGGAGCUGCCACCCAAAACACCUGCGCUGGAACUUGUCUUCUCCCCUCCGACUACUGAGUCAUCAGCACCUCGGGCAGAAACUAAUGACACACCUCCACCAAGUGAUCUGAUCAAUGCGGCAGCAUUGAGUGGCAGACCUUCACGAAGGGCACGCCCACAAGUAAGCUAUAAGGAGCCUCCUUUGAACACGAAGAUGCGUCGUCCGGGGAAAGAGCUGGUUGAUGCAGUAAAUGUAGAUCAUGCUUCACGAACAAGCCUUGAUUCGCAAUCGCUCCCAGCGUCUGUGAGUAGGGUAUCGACAAGUCAGGAACACGAUGGGUCUGCGUGGAAACUCGUGGGCGGCCGUACGAGUGUAGGGCGGAUGGGUGAAGAGACAGGCGAGCCUGGGAGCCCGCUUCGACAGAAAUUGGACCGUAAAGAGAGCUACGAUGUGAAGACCGAGGAAUCAGAGAGCAGUCCACCCAUAACUGAGAAUGCGAUACCGGUAUUCACCGGCGAGAAUAACAAAAGAAAAACACUGGGUGCUCUACCUAGAGUAACUUCGAGAAUGGACUCCGAAUCGACUGCUGUCUCCUCCACUCGACCAAUCAAGAAGCCGGAUGACAUGGCCGUGUUCGAUUUCAACGAAUCAUCUCCUGCCACUGACGAGAAAUCUAUCGCCGAACCGAACCAUGCACGGUCACGGAUAGAACUUGCAAAAGCAGCACGAAGCGCGCGACGUCACUCCUCGGUUCCAGUUUCAGCAAUCAUUGAAGGAACCAGUGAGGAGAGGGCGGAGAACAAAGAUAGUGCGCCAGCGCAUAAGAGAAUAGGGAGCAGCACAGCACGAAGUUCCAGUGCUUCCAACCCUUCCAGGAGUACAGCGGCUGGACGAACAAUGCCAAAGGACAGAGAUAGGCGAAGCGCUGUUGCGAUCUCAAAUGCAACUGCAAGUGGGACUUCGAGGAGCGGAAACGAUAGUGCGGGGAACGUGAGGAGCGAACGAGCCGCCCAUCGAAGGAAGAGUAUGAUUGUAUGA